Messenger RNA from Penicillium brevicompactum, 1866 nucleotides. Its product is annotated as fungal specific transcription factor domain-containing protein. Gene Ontology annotation, molecular function: zinc ion binding; DNA binding. Gene Ontology annotation, cellular component: nucleus. NCBI's taxonomy places the organism in Eukaryota, Fungi, Ascomycota, Eurotiomycetes, Eurotiales, Aspergillaceae. The coding region runs from base 1 to 1866 and encodes 621 amino acids. The transcript is spliced from 5 exons. Gene Ontology annotation, biological process: DNA-templated transcription. The record is from RefSeq and is a predicted model, not a curated record.
AUGGACAGCUAUCCUCCUGUGAGCCGUGUCGGACAUCAAAGCUACGGUGUGAUCACACUAGCCCGAGAUGUGGACGCUGCGAGCGCCGCGGCCUUCGUUGUCGCCAGUAAAUCGCUCAACAACGACGAGACUUGGACGCGAAAGAAGGUGUCUGUCUCGGCAGGGUUUCUAGGCCAGACUAGUUACUCGGACGUCUUCACAGACGCAACGAGCGGUUUGUCCACUGGAAGAUUACACGUCGUCGACCAGGAUACUAUUCCUGUCGAUUCAAGACGUAUAAAUCUUGGCGCUCAGGUGCUCGCGCUUUUGGAGAAUCUUCCAUUCUAUAGAGAGGUGAUCACUGCCAGAUUCAAAGUCUGGAAAGGGUGGACGAUUGGGUGGAAGGUCACUGAUAUGGUCCUCACUGUGGUGGAAGAAAUGUGGAACUCCUAUGAAAGGGAAGAGAUGGACACGAUGCCGCGUGCUGUGCUCAUGUCCCGACGACUGUUUGAAACACACACCAGGAGUUUUGAUAUAACAUCAUCCACGACAUGGGAGGAAUUCCAGAUCACUGCGUCUGGAAGGUGGGAGACGAUUGGACUUCUCUUCACUCUUGUCGGUGUAGCCACAGACUUGGUUUCUCAUGACCACCCACUUUUCACAGACCCCGAUGCAAUGGAUGCAAGUACACUUGCCAACACAGCUAGCGCCGUGGGAGACAUAUGUCUUCAGUUCUGUGAUAAUUCUGGAAUCAUCAACGAUAUUUCUACGGCGAAGGUGGUGAGUAGCCCGUACCCCAGCCGCACUGUAAUGAUCUGUCUGACUUUGCUCCCUGACUUCCGACCAUGGAGAAAGCUAGGAGAGUUGUCGACGACAGUGUUUGCACUCGGCUUACACCAGGAUUCGAGUUCAAAUGCACCCUUCUUUCUUGCUGAGCUUCGAAGAAGAACAAUGGUCGCAGCUUUUACCGUGGACAAAGUGCUUGCCACCUUUCUCGGUCGACCACCACUGAUUAGCUGGCGCUUCUGUAACAUCUCGAUGCCCCUUGAUCUGAGUAUGGAAGAGGUAUUCGCUGAGCCUGCUGUCCGCGAUGCUGCGAUAGCCCAAUUGGAUGCCAACACAGGAUGGAAUCAGGAAGGCACUUUGAAAAAGGUCCAUGGGCUCGGACUGCUCUUAUUACAAGUGGAGCUUGCUCAAGAAUCCCGCCGAUUGCGAAAUGCGCUACCAGAGUUUCUCCGAUGGAAACCCGAUGGUGACGGCGUGGGCAUUUCCAGAAUUGAAGAUGCGUUCCUUUUCGAAUUGGACUUGGAAUUUCUCCACAAUGACUUCCUACUUUACCGCACUCUCGGACAGCGCACACAAACUAAGCCACAGGAGAUUAUAGAGACUUCCCGAGAAAUUCUCAAGGCCUUGAUCCUGAUGGUUUCCAAAAUAAUCCGCUGGGGACAAUCUGUCAGUGGUGCGGGCUGGGUUUUUCAGCUCUGUCUACCAGGUCUACCUUGUGCCGGCGUGCUGUCUGCAGAAUUACUACGCCAGUCUCGAUCGACAAUACCCGCAAGCUCCUCGAACUUUCCUCGGUCGGAAAUCAUCCAAAAUCUCACACUAUACGCUUCAUAUCUUGAUACCAUGAUCAGGCCCGACGAAGGUAACCACCGUCUGGCGCAACAAGGCCAAAAAGCAAUCCGCCACGUCUUGGAUCAAGUCCUCUCAGCUGAGCAGCUUCCUCCUGCUAUCGAUGGAAAUGACUGGAGCGAUAUAGUAGCCAGAAAUGAUGACAACAUCUUUGACGGCAUGAACGUCGAUGAUAAUGGGUUGCUUUUCAGCUUGGUUGAUGGAAGCAUGCAGCAAAUGUCCGAUUCUUGGCUCACAUGGGUCAAUUUUACUUAA